GAGGGCUGGCGAGCUACGGGGCCUCUCAGGAAGGAAGCCCCUGGAGGAGCCCCCGAGGAAAAGUGUCCCUCUUGCCGGGGAGGCUUGCCACCCCGGCUCCCCCUCCCUCGCCACGGGCCGUUAUUUCCUUGCUGCAGGAAGAAGGGAAGGAAGUUUGGUGGGGAGGAGCCGCCUCCGCUGUCGUCUCCCGGGUUGGGAGUUGCUGAGGAGGCCGCAGCAGCAGAAGCAGCCGCCCUGCUUGGAGCUGGACAGCGAUUUCUCGCCGUCCCCGCGUUCGGGCCCCAUCGCCAAUUGUUGUUAUGGCAAUGCAAGUGUUGGGGCAAUCUGGUGGCAACAGCCUAUUUUCUGGCAAUACUAACCUUAGCAUGGCACUGUCAAAUGACAUGUAUGACUUUUCUGAACUUUCCAAAGCUGAACUGGCAGCACCUCAACUUAUUAUGUUGGCAAAUGUGGCUCUGACAGGAGAAGUUAAUGGCAACUGUUGUGAUUAUAUGGUUGGUGAAGAGAGGCAAAUGGCUGAACUGACAACGGUGGGAAACACCAAUUUUUCAGACAGCGAUGGAGAAGGAAUAGAUGAUUCACAGGGAGCAGAGAAUGGUCAUGAAGCAAUGGAAGAUAUGGAUAUGGGCCUUGUUGCUCCUGAGGUUCGUAAUGUAGAAACAACUGGAUUAUCGGAGUCUGCUGUUCCUCACUCUUGUAAUCAGGAAAAGGGCUUUUCAUUAGAAGCACCAGAUGCCCCAGAGAGCGUAGAUGACAAAAGUAAGGGUUUGAAGAACAAACCAUUUCGUUGCAAGCCAUGCCAAUAUGAGGCAGAGUCUGAGAAAGAGUUUGUCCAUCAUAUUCGAGUGCACAGUGCCAAGAGAUUCAUUGUAGAAGAGAAAGCUGAGAAACAUGGUCAGGUUAAAGAAACUGACUCUAGCACUACAGAGGAGGUUGAUUUUUCUAAGGGGCCUAUAAGAUGUGAUCGCUGUGGCUAUAACACUAACAGGUAUGAUCAUUAUCUGGCUCAUUUGAAACACCACAACAAAGCAGGAGAAAAUGAGAGAGUCUACAAAUGCACUAUCUGCACAUAUACAACGGUCAGUGAAUAUCACUGGAAAAAGCAUCUAAGAAACCAUUUUCCACGAAAAGUAUAUUCGUGCUCACAGUGCUCCUACUUUUCAGAUCGGAAGAAUAACUAUGUGCAGCAUAUUCGAACUCAUACAGGAGAACGUCCGUAUCGGUGUUCUAUGUGUCCUUAUUCAAGUUCUCAGAAGACUCAUUUAACAAGACAUAUGCGUACUCAUUCAGGUGAGAAACCAUUCAAAUGUGAACAGUGCAGCUACGUGGCAUCAAACCAGCAUGAAGUGACUCGACAUGCAAGGCAGGUUCAUGAUGGGCCCAAACCACUGGCUUGUCCCCACUGUGAUUACAAAACAGCUGACAGAAGCAAUUUCAAGAAGCAUGUUGAACUCCAUGUCAGCCCUCGUCAGUUCCUCUGCCCAGUUUGUGAAUAUGCUGCAUCCAAGAAAUGUAACUUGCAGUAUCACAUCAAAUCCAGGCACCCAGACUGCUGUGACAUCACAAUGGAUGUCUCAAAAGUAAGACUAAGAACUAAAAAGAGUGAGGUUAACUCUUCUGAAAACAUUAGCACUGAGAAUAAAAUAGAACAAGAACAAACAAAGAAAGAGUUGACUGAAAAGAAAAAUGAGAGAGCUGUAAAAGAGGAGAAGAAAGAGAGCUUGUCGAAAGAAAAGAAGCCAACUGGUAGUGUUAGUGUAGGCCAAAUCACGACGCGAAGUCGCAAAAUAGUUGGUGAAAGAAAGGAAGAAAAUAUGAAAAUUGAAAAAACUAAUAAAACUAAGAAGGCAAAAAGGAAAGCAGAGACUAGCUCUAUUCCUUUGACAAAAGAGUUAUCAACAGAUACUGAUGUAAUAGUGAGAAAGAAAAAGAAAACCGAAAAAAUAUCACCCAAGUGUCAGUAUUCCCAGAAGGGUGAAAGCAAAUUGGAGGGGACCAAAAAGUCAAAUUCUUGCCUUAAGAAAAACAAAAAAAAGAAAUAUCUGAAGAGUAAGGCUGCUAAGAACAACAACAGUGCUGAUUGUGAAAAGAAUGCAGAUGAAGCUUCUGUUCGUAAAGAACAUCUUAUCCAUGAAAGACAAAGGAAGACCUCGGAUGCUCCUUCCACUGAGCAGGAGCCUGCCCUUCUCAUUGAUGGAGAGAAUCACUUUGCAUCUGGGAUGAACAUACAGGAUCAAGAGCUGCUGCCUGCGCAGCGUGUAGGCACAAAUAUCCCACUAGAGAUGAAAAACCAAGAAAUACUUAUAGGAGAAGAGGAGACUGUAAACGCUGUUUCAGAGAAGAACUUUGAAAUAGAACAAGCAGUUAUGCCUGGGACCAGCUCUGUGGACUCAAAUACCACCAUGGAAAAAGAAGCAGAGGUGCCAAAGGACAUUUUACCGGAUUUGUGCCAAGAUAUUCAGAUAACACAAACCUGUGAGAUGGAAAGUGUGACUAAUCCAGAUCUAGUACAAGAAAUUCAGUCAGUGCAAACAUGUGAGAAAGAGAUAGUGACUAAAGCACAUCAAGAUGAUUGUUCUACAAAACACUUACAGGCUGAAGACCCAGCAGGAGCUCCACCUCACCAAAAACCAGAAAAACUUGAACAAAAUACUCGAGCAGGUUUGGUUUCAUCAUCACCUAGUGGCACAGUAGUGAAUGAAAAUCAGGAAGUGGAAGAGGAUGAAGGCAUCCAUAGUCAUGAUGGCAGCGAUAUAAGUGACAACAUAUCAGAAGGCAGUGAUGAUUCUGGAUUAAAUGGCGCUCGUACGGCACAGGAAAAAACAGGUCAGAAAUCAUCCCAAGAAGUAACAGAGGCUAAGGCUACAAAGGAGAACUAUGUGUGUAUAUUUUGUGACCGUUCAUUUAAAAAAAAGGGUGAAUACAGUAAGCAUCUGAACCGACAUUUGGUAAAUGUAUACUAUCUUGAGAAGGCGACAAAGGAGCAAGAUUAACCAAACUGCAGUUUAAUGACAAUUUAUUCCUUUUUUGUAAAAUCCUCUAGAGCUUAGGUACAGUUCUUGUAGAAUCUUUGCUUAAGCUCAGUUUGCUUAUAUUAUUAAGUGGUUGGUUGAUUAUUUCCCCCGACCUUUGAAGAAAUGUUGAACUAAUUAACUAUUUGUUUCUCUUUGAUUAGAGAAGGCAAAUAGGGUGUGAAAUGCUGUGGCUUACAAAGCUGAAAAAAGUCCUUGGGAUAGAACCCUUGAGUGUUUCUGUUGACUUGCAACAGAUAUAUAUGUACAACUUCAUAGGUUUAGGAAUGGAAACCCCAGGGCAACAUUCAUGAGAGUUGCUCCUGUACAAGCUCUUUAGGAAUGAGCUGAAAAUGCAUAGAAGUAUGCAAAACCACUGUCAUGUUGCAGAGGUCUGUUUAUUUCCAUAGAGCUUGAAUUGUACAUGGUACCACUUGAUUAAGCCCCCAGUCUGUGCCUAUCCUUUUAAUACAUUGCAAGGAGAAAUUUUAACCUGGAAAAGUCUCAGGCAUAUUCUGUUCCUCUCUUUCCCUUAUUGGAGAAAGUAAAAUAUCAUUCAGAGUUUACUUCAGUGUGUUAUAUUUCUGAUUACUGAGUCUAGAACUCCUCCUUGAGCACCAUUUAUGCACACUUGCCACAGUAUGGAAUUAUUUUACUGUCAUGCAGUUCUGUGCCAUUGCAAUAUAUGAACACCAGAACUACAUGGAUAAGGACAAUUGUUUUGAGUAUCUGAUGUGACCAACUGUGCCCAUAUGUUUCUGAUUAUCAGAAUGCUUGCCAGUAUACAAAUGGGCAUGUUCUAGAUACAGAUUGUGUGGUCAAGGAAAUACCAAUUUUAAUACAUUAACAGCUUAUUUCAUGUGAAACCUUUUCCUUGAAGAGGUGAGCAUGAAUUUUGGGUGCAAAAUCCUGAGGCUGCUCAUCCAUGGUUAAUAACUCCUUGGAAAUGUGCCAAGUACACAGGCCAUCUUUGCUGAUAAAGUAUUAUAUAAAUGGAAUCUAAAAAAAAAUAUAACUGAUGCUCCUAGUAGAAUCUGUUUUGGUUCUUGUUUAUAUUAAUGUGUUGGAGUGCUUAAAAACUCAUUAGCUAUAUAAGAAAUAUAGUAGCUUAUUUUGUAAAAAGAGCACUUUUGGGGGAAAAAAUGUUGAGGUUCACUAGCAGUAAACAAAAUUACAUGAUCAUAUUUUUAAUUUGCAUAUACAUUUCAGGUCCCCCAAUCAUGAUCAGCAAGCCAAAAUCUUGAAAUUCUUUCCAUCUAUUGAUUGGUGAAUCCAUAAUUUGGUAAAUACUACUUUAAGACAAGGUCCAUUUCCUUUUGUGCUUUAAGACAAGAAAAAUGUUGCACAUAAAUGUUUUUAUUUUUACCUAUGCAGUUUAAGUCUUUAGGAGUUUAGUAUUUUUGUUGUAUAUGUAGAUUUUAUAUAUGCAUGUUUAGUUGGUUAAUCAGUUUCUUCCCUUAAUGUUGACACUUUCAGGUUUUGUUGCUUAUCAUGGUCAGUAUUCUCUGCUUCUUUUGACUAUAACUUUCUGAUUCUAUGUUGGCUGAUAGUUUUUUGAAAAGGUAAUAGACCCAUAAAGUUGAUUUAAUACUUCUAAUUAUUUAAUUUUGGAACAAAAUCUUUCUGUAGGGAAGUCCUAUUGUACAAUUCUGAUUUAACUGUGUUAGACCUGCACAGUGAACUCACAUGCUCCUGUUUGCUUCAACAGAACUGUGCAUGAUCUCCUUAUAGAGGGUGCCCUCUAAUGAAAGUUGGGAACUUUUCUGUCCCUCGACUAUUAAAACUUAAGUCCAUGUAUAAGUUUGCAUUUAGAGGAGCUUUCUUCAUUAGAAGAAUUAUGGAUCCAGCCCAUUGUAUUUGUAUAUGUACUGUUUUUAUGGAGAUAAUACUUCUUCUCUUCUGCAUUGCUAUUAUUUUUGGCAUGCUCUUGCUGGGGAAAAAUUAAAAUGAAUAGGACAUACGUUAAAAUUCAAUUUGUCUGUCACCCAUUCCUUUUAAAGGGACUUAUAUGUGAGACCUUUCUUGGGGCAUUUAAAAGUAUUAAUAGAGGGUGCUUGUUUAGUUUUAAGACAUUGCUAGCAUUAUAAAUGGAAUAUCCACUGUAUUGCAUAAUUAAUGCAAAAUAUUCGGCAAUUUAAUUAAUGGCAUUUAAUUAAAUUAAAUGAAUGGCUUGGACCAUAGCCCACACUACAUUAUGCUUUUGCCCAAUGCACAUUAAUUUCAGUAAGUGUUAAUUAUACUCCCUGUCUGCUAGAGUGAGAUUGCCUUGACAGAAUCAGAUUGCUCAUUUCAACGUCCAUAAAUCAGAAAAAUUCUGGUAAGCAACAAACCUCGAAUUUGGUCAGUUGUAGAAAUUACCAUUUCUAUUCAAUCAAGUUUUAAUUACUCUGGUCCUUUUAUAAUUCACAUAAGGAGAAAUUGAAAUGAUCAGAUAUCUGAGUAAUAAAUUUUCAGGUACAUAGAGAGAAGCACAACUUUAUUAAAGACUUUAUUAACAAGUAAGAUUCACUUGAGCUUUUUGAAAACAGUGAAAAGCUACAGAUAGCAAAACUGAGUGUGCAACCUUCUUUUACUCUUGUUCAUUUUCAAAUCAUUUUUGUUUUUGUAAGUUUGUGGAUAUGUGUUUUGCAAUACAACAAAUUAGCAGAUACGAACACUUGCACUGUCGAAGUCCACAAUCUGCUGGGAAGCCCCACUGCUGUGUUCUUGAAAUGUUUUGGCUCGUUUCUUACUGUGUGUGCAUGUGAACCUCUUGGUAGAUUUAUCUCCAGAUGGCUAUCAAGAGAGUUUUAUUUGCUGCUUCAAAAAUACUGAAACAAACUAUAAUAUUUAAUUUUUCCCCUUGGAGAUUGCUGAUCUUGCAUUAUAGUUUGGAUUAUAUUUAAUUUUUCCAUAUUCCCCUCUCUUUUCUCUUGGAAACUUUUAUAGUGCUGUUUCAACAUAACUUGACUGAAUUGAGGAACCUAAUACUUUUGUAUAGGUGUGGGUGGCAGAUUUGCGACAGAGGCCAAAGAUCUGAGGGAAACAUAUCCUUUAGGGCAGAAACAAAUUGUGUAAUGUUAGUUAUUUGUGUGUGGAAAGCUUAUGUCAAGACUUACCUUCGCUGUGACAAUCACUGUCAACUGAGAAUCAAGUUGCAACUAUAUUUAUGUUGAUCCAUUAAACAUUGCUGAAAUGUCUUCCUAACCAAUUAGUUAAAGUAGCAUUAUUCACAGUUCUAUUGACGGAUGUAAAAUAUUGUUGUUUUAUAUGAGGGUUGGACAGAGACUGGAAGCUCCAUUACUCUGUGGACUUUUUUUAUGUCUUCCUUUUUUAAGAGAGAUGCUUCCAUUUUGUAAGAGCCUUUGUGGCCUUGGCCUACAUUUCUAUCAAUUUUCUUAAACCAAGUUGGUUGGGGAAAAAAAAGGCAGAUAUGUAGUAAUAGUGUUAAUGACAUCAGAUAACUUGACAUUGUAUUAAAAUGAUAUGUGACUUGAAAUAGGUACUAGAAAAUUAUUAGAAAUAAAGGUUUCACAGUAGAAGGGAUUAGAAAAUAGCACCUGUAUUCUUGAGCAUGAGAAUGCAAAGCAAUGAAGUGUUAAAAGAACAAAUAUGCCAGUGAUAUGAUGAUGUGUCCCAAGAUUUAUUGGCUUUAUGACUAUCAGAAAUUCCAAUAUAUUACUACCCAUGUUGUUUGUUUAGAAAAAGACAGAAUUACAUGUUUUAAGGUAUGCUAGUAAAAGAUGGAAUGCCACUCCUAUCUUCAUGUUAGGUGUAGCUAAUGGAUAAAUUAAUUAGGGUUAAAAGUAUACAUAACAUAAUGUAUAUUUGCUUAAAGUAGGUAUUUCUUAAAUUGAACAUUAAGGUCGCAAGAAUUUUGGAUAUAUUUUUCCAGCCUCUCCUAUACUAAAAGGCUUCUUUUAGAAGCAGUGCUUAGUGUAACAUCUCAACUUGACAAAUACUUUAGUACAGUAUGUCAUGUUGAGCAGUAUAGUUAGUAGCACUGUUAGUAUUUGUGGAAACAAAUACUUGAACUCAGUUCUACAAGUAAACUAAAGGAUAAUUAGUAACUUGCAAUACACCUUAAUAGUGCUGCUAUUUGGAGCUUGAUUUAUACAUAAGGCAGGAGUGGCAACAUUUUUUAGACUGAGGGCUGCAAUUCACACCCCCAGCCAGCAGAAGAAUGCUUUCCAGUGAUAUACUGCUGUCACUGGAAUAUUAUUUUUCCAAUCAUUUAGGCCUUCUGGAGAUCUGAGAGAGAGAAUGGGAGCAGGAGGCUUCAGAGUGGCAAACUGCUUCCACUUUCAUCCGUCCCCAUCCCCCCCCCAGCCGGCCUAAAAGUUCACUGCCACGUUAUGGUUGUGUGAUUUGAGGCUGUUUUGGACUAUUUAAAAAUAGUAGUUUGCCUCCCAGAGUCCUCCUGUUCCUAUUAUUCUUACUUUGGGGGUGGGGUGGGGGUACAAAUUCGAAAAAUUGCCCUGCUGAAAAUUGGCCAUUUGCUGCUGAAUUUCACUGGGGCAGUCUCAGGCUGCUGAGGGGCCACCUGUGACCUAGAACUUUCAAUUCUUGCUAUAGAACAAACUGACAGGUCAGUUUAUGCAUAACGUUAAAGAUUUCAGUAUGUUAAGGUUUGCUGAUGUGUUGUAAACAGAGGUUCAUUUAAAUUUAUUGAAUCUUCAUUGUGUAGCUAACAUGCUGAGGUACAAUAUUAAUUAUAUCCAAAUAGCUUCAUGAAUUGUUUCAAUGAACAUAUAUUUUUCCACCUCUAAAAUUCAAAUCACACUAGCUAAAGAACUUUUUGUAAGCUGGCACUGAAACGUUUUAUGUUUGGUUGCACCAUGUUUGAAGCUUUUAACAGUGCAAUACUUGUAUUAUUCUCUCAAUUUAAACCAAAGGUAAUUUGUUCGUGCUUGCUAUCUACUGUAGUUGCAUGAAGUGCUUUUAUACAUUUGUAAUAGAUGUAAAAUCAGAGCAGAUCACAUGUCCUGGGUUUUUUAUUUACUUAAUCUAUGUACAAGCCUUUGUUCAAAUUAUAAAGUGUUAAACUAAAUUGCAUAUUAACCCUUGAGUGUAUUUUCCUAAGCAUAGUUAUAAGGCAAUAAACUUUAUUAAGGAAUAUG
Molecule: messenger RNA, 8110 nt
Organism: Candoia aspera
Lineage: Eukaryota; Metazoa; Chordata; Lepidosauria; Squamata; Candoiidae
Gene: REST
Product: RE1 silencing transcription factor
Exons: 4
Coding region: 300-2993 (897 amino acids)
Biological process (GO): positive regulation of transcription by RNA polymerase II
Cellular component (GO): nucleus
Source: RefSeq, a predicted model, not a curated record